Messenger RNA from Talpa occidentalis (Iberian mole), 3747 nucleotides. RefSeq names its product mitochondrial calcium uptake family member 3 (gene MICU3). NCBI's taxonomy places the organism in Eukaryota, Metazoa, Chordata, Mammalia, Eulipotyphla, Talpidae. The transcript is spliced from 16 exons. Gene Ontology annotation, biological process: mitochondrial calcium ion homeostasis; calcium import into the mitochondrion. Gene Ontology annotation, cellular component: uniplex complex. Gene Ontology annotation, molecular function: calcium ion binding. The record is from RefSeq and is a predicted model, not a curated record. The coding region runs from base 1 to 1587 and encodes 528 amino acids.
AUGGCUGCGCUGCGGAGGCUUGUGUGGCCGCCGCCUCGGCUGCCCGCCCCGAUCUCCCCGCACCCGCCCUUCUCGGGGCCGCGGGGGCGGCCCGUGGGGAUGGCGCAGGGCGCCCCGGGCCGGCCCUUCUCCGGCAGGGACGAGGAGGAGGGGGCCGUGGCCGACGCGGCGUGGAGGCGCCGGCGGCGCUGGGGCGAGCUGAGCAUCGCGGCUGCGGCGGGCGGGGGUCUGGUCGGCCUCCUGUGCUACCAGCUGUACGGGGACCCCCGGGCCGAGGCGUCCCCGGGGCGCCCCGAGAGCGCGGCUGCGGAGCCCGACGACCCGACCCGCGGCCGGGGGCUGCUGCCCAUCCCGGUGGCGGCUGCCAAGGAGACGGCUGCUAUUGGCAGAACAGACAUUGAAGACUUGGACCUUUAUGCUACAUCUCGGGAAAGGCGCUUUCGUUUGUUUGCUUCUAUAGAAUGUGAAGGGCAGUUAUUCAUGACUCCGUAUGAUUUUAUUUUGGCUGUUACAACAGAUGAGCCCAAAUUUGCUAAAACAUGGAAGUCACUUUCCAAACAUGAAUUAAGUCAUAUGCUUUCAGAAACACCUCCUGUUUGGAAGGGCUCAUCAAAGCUAUUUCGAAAUCUUAAAGAGAGAGGUGUGAUUUCUUACACAGAAUAUCUUUUCCUUUUAUGUAUUUUAACAAAGCCACAUGCAGGCUUUAGAAUAGCUUUCAACAUGUUCGACACUGAUGGCAAUGAGAUGGUAGAUAAAAAGGAGUUUUUGGUGCUUCAAGAGAUCUUCAGGAAAAAAAAUGAAAAAAGAGAAACUAAAGGAGAUGAAGAGAAACGUGCAAUGCUGCGUCUUCAACUUUAUGGAUACCAUUCUCCUACUAAUAGUGUACUUAAAACAGAUGCUGAGGAACUCGUCUCCCGAAGCUAUUGGGAUACACUGAGACGUAAUACAAGCCAAGCACUCUUUUCAGACCUUGCAGAGCGUGCUGAUGACAUCACAAGUUUAGUAACAGAUACUACACUUCUUGUACACUUUUUUGGAAAGAAAGGAAAAGCUGAGCUCAACUUUGAAGAUUUUUAUAGAUUCAUGGAUAACCUCCAAACAGAAGUUCUGGAAAUAGAAUUCCUCUCCUAUUCUAAUGGGAUGAAUACUAUCAGUGAAGAAGAUUUUGCUCAUAUUCUUUUACGAUAUACAAAUGUGGAAAAUACAUCAGUAUUUUUGGAAAAUGUGCGUUACAGUAUACCUGAAGAAAAGGGCAUCACAUUUGAUGAGUUCAGGUCAUUUUUCCAGUUCCUGAACAACCUAGAAGACUUUGCAAUAGCAUUGAAUAUGUAUAACUUUGCAAGUCGUUCUAUAGGGCAAGAUGAAUUUAAGCGUGCCGUCUAUGUAGCUACUGGUCUCAAACUUUCACCACAUUUAGUGAACACAGUCUUCAAGAUUUUUGACGUUGACAAAGAUGAUCAAUUAAGUUAUAAAGAAUUUAUUGGAAUUAUGAAAGACAGACUCCAUAGAGGAUUCCGGGGCUAUAAAACAGUUCAGAAGUACCCCACUUUCAAAUCCUGUCUGAAGAAGGAACUUCAUAGCAGAUAACAAAUUGCGACUAAGUUGUGGUCUGAAAAUGAAAUGGAACAAAUAUUCAUCUGACUGGAAUUCUCUUGGAGUAUCUUGAUUAAAAACUUCUCUUUAACCUGCAGAUACUCCUAAGGUAAAGUUUAAAUGAUUAUUAUCUACAUGAUGAAUGCAAGAAGCAAAAAUUUCAGAGAUCUGAAGCAGUUCUGAGAUCUGAACAUGUAGAAAUGAAGGAAAAGGUGAAAUGCUAUGAAUCAUGACUUUUUCUUGAACUGAAUUCUUGAAUGUAGUACAUAAAAUUUAUCUUUUUACUAACUACAAAUGUUACGUGUUUUCAAGUAGAGCUUUUGUCUUGAUUUACUGAACUUUGCACUUUUUCAUUCCCUUCAGAAGUAUAUAGAUACUUCCAAUGACUAUGUAAAAAUGUAUUUUAAAUAUAUUUUUUAUUUGUUAACAGUUUGCCUCACUUCAAGAUAAUGUGUGAAUCCUAGACUGUAGAUUUGCUAAAAACAGGUUUUCUUUGGUUUCAAACUGUGAACUUAUUUUCAGAAAAUCCUUGAGAUUUAUUUGUUUUAGGGCCCUUAGAAUUGUUAAUAACUCCUCAUUCUUUGCCCAUUUUAUAAUUACAUUGAGAUAAUUUUGAGAAACAAGUAGAAAUUAAGCUACUAUAACAUUAUGGUUUACACUGUACCUUUCACUUUUAAAAAUACUUAAUUUAUAUUGUUUGAAUCAUAAAACAUUUUUUUAAAAGUUUUUGUUCACUUACCAAAGUCGACAGAUUGUCUGGUAUUCUUUUAUGUAUAAAGAAAUUUUAAAUGUAGAUUUUUCUUUAUCAAAAAAGUUAUAUAUUGAUGGUAGAAACAGUGGUAGUUGCAGUAGUAGUCACUGUCAUCAUCUUAACAUGCUGCUGCUCCUGAUUGCAGAUGGCAUAUGCCAGUAACACUUGUAAAAAUAAUCUUUUAGCUUUGUAACAUAUUGCAUAUUGUUAGUACAUGUCUGUUGUGUCAAAAUGAAUACUAUAAAAUACUAAUAUAAAAUGGUGUAGAAGACUGAUGUAUAUAUUAGGUAGACGUUAAUAUUUUGUUUCUGUCAAAAGGACCACAUGCAAAAGUGAUGCCAAACAGCUAGCAAUAAUGAAUGAUUUAAAUAUAACUUGUUAUUUCAAAAUAAAGUCUUAAAAGAGAAUGGAAAAACUACUAAACACAAUAAAAUUAGAUUUUCACAUGGAGAAAACUGAUAGUACUUAAUGGAAAUCUGUUCAAUCAGAAAAGUAUAGGUUAUUAAAAACACUAUAUAAAAAUAAAUCAGUGGAUUUAAAUUAAUAUAUUUCUAUAUUUUAUGUUAAAGAUAAGUUCUUUAUCUUCUUUUCUAAUAUAUAUUUAAUGUAAAUUGCACACACUCCAACUAUUGCCUUGCUUUUGCAUAUGAAAAUAGGAAAUACUGACUUUGUUUUCUAAGUUAUUAAAUGUGAAAUUGGUAGUUUGCAUCAGCCUAUUUAUAAAAGUAAUGUUAUUUCCAAGAAAAUGUUAUUAUUAGUAUUGACCAUGUAUUUGUUAGACUUUUUACAUUCUUUUUCUGAUGUUAUUUAUUUCACUGAUAAAUACAAUUGGUUGACUAAAUGAAAAUGCCUACCCGCUCAUCUAACAUGCACCAAGUCUAUUUUACCUCAUACUGAAUGUUCUCAAUAUUAUAAUUUGCUAUCUAAAAUAAUUAAAAAUAUGGAAUUUGCUUUGCCUUUGACUAUAUUUUGUAUCAUGUUGCAUACAUGGAAAAGCUGCUCUUUAUAACAGUCAUACAAAUGUGGAUAAAAACUGAAUUGACUCAAGUUCUUUAUAAUUCUGCCAUUAUACUAAGUGGGAAUAAAUAAAAUAUCCUAUACAAUUAAAAUGGAAAAAAUAGUAAAUCACAGCGAUUCCCCUACAUUUUAUCACUCUUGAACUUCACCAUCUAUAAAAUGGGAGGUAAAAAUAUCUCACUAGAUUUUUGUUUACAUAAUUGCUUUUAAUUAAAUGUUUUGAAAAUAGCAAUGUACUAAAUACAUGUAUGCUAUUAUUCUCUAUUUCCUUCUGCAACCUAAUCUUUGGAAAGAUGAAGCUAUACAUUAAAUUUUAGUAUACUCUAUGCAGAAAGUCUGCAUGAUAAAAGGUCUAUGGUAUUUAUUAGAAUCAUUUCAUAUUAGAA